AUGGGUGUCUCCAUCAUAGACGCCCAGCGCGACAUCAUCCUAAAUGUGAUACGUUCUACCACCCAGGGCCAAUGGAAAGUCCUGGUCCUCGAUGACUCCAGCAAGAAGCUGCUCGACAAUGUCCUGCACCCCGACGACAUUCUAAACGAGAGCAUUACCAACAUCGAGAAGAUCGAGGACCGUCGGCCGAAGAACCCUGAUGUCGACGCCAUCUACCUGAUCACCCCUCAAACUCAUAUCGUCGACUGUGUCAUGGCCGACCUCGACCGCCGACGCUACAGGAAGACCAACCUGAUUUGGACCUCGUUGCUACCCCCUCAGAUGAAAGAGCGUCUCGACAAGUCUUCGGUUGCCCGUGAACAAAUCACCAUCUUCCGUGUUCUCAACAUCGACUUCUUCCCUCGCGAAUCACAUCUCGUCACUUUCCGAGACCCAUGGAGUUUCCCUAUACUCUUCCACCCUGCCUGCAACAACCUCAUUCGCCAGCAUAUGGAAGACUUAGCCCAGAAGAUAGUCGGCGUCUGUGUGGCUCUAGGCGAGUUCCCGGACAUCAGGUAUUACCGCCCGCGCACUCCUACUCAUGAGGCCAGUGUGCUCUGCUCUCACCUCGCUCGCUUUGUUCAGGAGGAGCUCAAUCUGUACGCCAAUUUCCACAAAGACUUUCCUCCGCCAAGUAAUCGUCCCCGCGCAACUUUGUACAUCACCGAUAGAUCCAUGGACGUCUUUGCGCCUUUGCUCCAUGAGUUCACUUACCAAGCCAUGGCUCAUGAUCUGCUACCAAUCCGUGAAGGAGACAAGAUCACAUACAAGACGAUUGUCAACCAAGGAACUCCUAAGCAGGAGGAAAAGGAUUUCGAAAUCUCCGAAAAGGAUCGCAUUUGGGUUGAGAACCGCCAUCUCCAUAUGAAAGACACUAUCGAGAAGCUCAUGGGCGACUUUCAAAAAUUCAUCGACGAGAAUCCUCAUUUCACAAAAGAAAGCGAUCCAAACGGCAUGAAUGGUCUUAAUACUAUCAAGGACAUGCUGGCUGGCCUUCCACAGUUUGAAGAAAUGAAAGGAGCGUAUUCUCUGCAUCUUGGUAUGGCUCAGGAGUGUAUGGAUUUAUUCCAGCGUCACAAGCUUCCGGACAUGGCCUCGGUCGAGCAGAUUCUGGCUACCGGCCUUGACGAAGACUACAGAAAACCCAAGCACGUGACAGAUCAGGUUGUACGCACUUUGGACGACGACGCGAUCGUGAUGCCUGACAGACUCCGGUUGAUCGCACUUUACCUCAUCUACAAAGAUGGAUUACUUCCCACAGAUCUUGUCAAGCUCUUGCUUCAUGCUCAGCUCCCCCCUCAACACGCCGAAACGUUGCACAACCUUGAGCUUCUUGGAGUCCGUACGUCGAGAAAUCUCAAAGACUCACGUCCACCGCCGAUUCCUCUCUUCCCCCAGAAGCCGCCGCCGACCCUGGUACAAGAAGAGUAUGCUCUGAGUCGCUUUGAGACAGGCCUCCAACGGCUUCUGGAUAAUCACACGACCAACACUGUUGAUGCUACUGUAUUUCCAUACAUCAAGCCACCGAUCGAUAUGGGCGACAACGAUGUUGGCGCUGCACCUGCUUCGUUGCGCUCAGCCAAACCGACGUGGGCCAAGGCAAAAUCAUCGACCACAGAGCCUCGGCAAAGGGUGAUGGUUUUCAUGGCCGGAGGCGCGACAUAUUCGGAAAGUCGGGUGUGUUACGAUAUGAUGCGGCAAAGCAACAAGGAGGUGUUUUUGUUGACUAGCCAUAUGCUUACACCAGCCUUCUUUUUGCGUCAGGUAGGAGAUCUGGGCACAGACAAACGCAAACUAGGCAUACCGGCCGAGCAGCCACCCAAGCAGGCGCCGGCUCAUUUGUUUGAGCGAGAUGAACCGGCACCGGCACCACGACCAGUACAGGCGCCGCCAAAACCUGUCGCUCCAGCUCAAGCGCCCACGCAGGCCAUGGGCAACAUGAAUCUUGGUUCGAAGCAGUCCAACGGCGCGGCACCAGCAGCACCGGAGCAGAGUGCAUCGAAGCUACAAAAGGAUCCUGAAAAGAAGAAGCGUCAUUUCUUUUCAAGCAAGAGAGGAUAG
This is a messenger RNA of Aureobasidium namibiae CBS 147.97, 2100 nucleotides long. Its product is annotated as Sec1-like protein. Gene Ontology annotation, cellular component: plasma membrane; secretory granule. Lineage: Eukaryota; Fungi; Ascomycota; Dothideomycetes; Dothideales; Saccotheciaceae. Gene Ontology annotation, molecular function: syntaxin binding. The record is from RefSeq and is a predicted model, not a curated record. Gene Ontology annotation, biological process: vesicle-mediated transport; intracellular protein transport. The transcript is spliced from 5 exons. Bases 1 to 2100 code for a protein of 699 amino acids.